GAAUACCGUUUAAACUCCAAGGAGGAGAAUUUGUGUCCACCCCACCCCAUUUCUUCUAACAGCUGAUAAUACGAAACUUCAAUUUCUCAAAGACCAUUUCAAUUUUACUGUUUUUUAUUCAUUUUUUAGCUCCGUUUUUACCCUUUUUAACAAAAAUAAUGGCAGCUCGAAGGCGGAUGCUUCUCAAGGUCAUAAUCCUAGGCGAUAGCGGGGUGGGAAAGACAUCUCUGAUGAACCAGUAUGUGAAUCGCAAGUUUAGUAACCAAUACAAGGCCACAAUCGGAGCUGAUUUCUUGACCAAAGAAAUUCAGUUUGAGGAUAGGUUAUACACAUUGCAGAUAUGGGAUACGGCUGGGCAGGAAAGGUUCCAAAGCCUGGGUGUAGCUUUUUACCGUGGAGCAGAUUGUUGUGUUCUAGUAUAUGAUGUGAAUGUUAUGAAGUCAUUUGAGAAUCUUAACAACUGGAGGGAAGAAUUUUUAAUCCAGGCAAGCCCAUCUGAUCCCGAGAACUUUCCAUUUAUCGUACUGGGGAAUAAGAUAGAUGUUGAUGGUGGCAACAGUCGAGUGGUCUCUGAGAAGAAAGUAAAGGCAUGGUGUGCUUCCAAGGGAAACAUACCAUAUUUUGAGACCUCGGCAAAAGAGGGAUUCAAUGUGGAUGCAGCUUUCCAGUGUAUAGCCAAAAAUGCUCUGAAAAAUGAACCUGAAGACGAAAUAUACCUUCCGGAUACUAUUGAUGUUGCUGGUGGAAGUCAAUCCAGAUCAACAGGAUGCGAAUGCUGAAGGGCUUCUCUGUUGGAUUGUUUCAUCGAAUGAACGGCAGAUUCUCUGAUUUGAAUCCUCUGUUGAUAUUAAUUAAGUUUAUUACAGCACUGUUAGUUGAAGUCUGUGUAUUUGAUUUUACCUUCCAAAUUGCAAAAGUAUGAUUAUAUUGAUGCUGGUGUUUUUUUACUCCUUGUAUAAUACUUCAUUUUGCUUCAACCUUAAUGAUAUUACGAGAUACUAACA
Nicotiana tabacum (common tobacco) is the source of this 1004-nucleotide messenger RNA. Lineage: Eukaryota; Viridiplantae; Streptophyta; Magnoliopsida; Solanales; Solanaceae. The record is from RefSeq and is a predicted model, not a curated record.